Messenger RNA from Clunio marinus, 1725 nucleotides. The record is from the annotation of a GenBank genome assembly. Lineage: Eukaryota; Metazoa; Arthropoda; Insecta; Diptera; Chironomidae.
AUGUUUCAAUCGAAACCGGACACCGAAGCUUGUCACUUCAUUGCUGAAUUAAAUUUUACCGCAAAAUCGAAAGGAAAAAGUUCUGGAAAGUGGGGCGGUCUUGAGAGCACGUACAGCAAAGUUUUGAAUUUUUCUGCUGUCUUGGUUUUUAAAACAGGCAAUAAGGGGUCGGAGAAUCCUAAAUAUCUUCGGAACACCAGCAAUCGAUACAAGCAAGAAAAUAUCUCUAUAAUCACAACAUCAGCACUGCUACCUACAAGAAGCAUUCAAACGAGAAAUGACAUAGAGAAAAGCGAUAAGAAUCGAAAUAGAGAAGAAGUAGAGGAGAGAAUGAAAAAAUUCACGCAUCACGUGAGUGCGGAGUUCCUGGGUUUGGGGGAGAGUCGCCGCAUAAUUUGGAACCAACGUACAAAUAUCGGUGAUGCAAAUAAUUGGGAGGACAACAAAAUGCCAUGUUCAUCAGAUGCACUUCACUUCCCACAACGAAGUUAUGAUCUCAUUAAGUUGUCAAACUUUAGCAUGAAGGAAAUCAUUUUGCCCAAGACCGGCGGCUUCAUAUUAGACUCACAAACGACUUUGAACUUCCACGAAAACGAUCCACAAUGCAAGCCAAAUGAAACGAAAAUGUUUAAAAGUGUCAUUCAAUCGCCAUGGUUAUCGACCAGCAAUUGGAAUAACGCUCGUGACGUAAGUGAGAUUGAAGUUGACGAUGAAUUUUAUAACAAAGCGACACCACAUGAAGAGCGACUGCCAUGUGACAACGACGAAGUCAUUUUCCCCAUCAAUAAUUCAUAUGUUGUCGACCUACAAUCAAUUCCGUCAUUGUCUUUCAAGACCAUCGCCAUAAAUGGUCGCAUUUUGUCGAUUGGGGAAUUUAAAGAGUUCUUGUCGUCAACAUUUGGUCAGUCAAUGUUCAAAAACGUCGAAAACACGAUUUUUGAUGAAAGUUCUUGUAUCGAUGAGAACAAAUGUGUCUGUCAUCGCAAGAAUGCUGCUUUAAUGGAGCAGCUAUGUUCGAAUGAGAUGCGAGACUGUCGAAGUAUUCCGCCUUGUACCGACCCCAUCGAACCCAUUGGUCAUUGUUGCUUCGAAUGCGGAGCGCUUUUCCAAAUGAAACUCAACGCAAUCAAUAAUUUUCAAUUGAAAACUUUCAAGAGAAAUAUUGCAGAAGCCGUCAAUGCAACAAGUGUUGUUGAUGCAGACAAAAUCGUUUAUCAUAUCAGUGUCGUAACGGGGAAAGAACGGCAACUGUAUUUACAGCUCAUUAUUGUUGAUCGAUAUGAAUACGAUGAACUCAGCACUAAAUUGAUGGACGAUCUGCGGAAGACUUUGUUGAAUAAAUUCUAUGAGACGCAAUCAAAGUUUUAUUUUAUCUCUGGAAUGCCAUUUACGCCCAACGAGAGUGGUCACGUUCUUGCGUUCGUAUUCGGCACAUUUUUCUUUGUGGCACUGUUUAUGACGCUGAUUUAUGCUGUCUAUUAUGAUGACAAGCAUUUUCCACGACUUUUUGCUGUUGUGGUGAGAAAUCGUCGCUUUCUUCAACCAACUGACGUAACUUUCGCUCGCUUUGACAACGCUCCCCAUGUGAACGAAGACGAAGCUUGUAGUGCGUCUGGUGUCGAUUUGCACUUUGGGAGCGAUCAAAGCAUUGAAAAUCUCAACACUUCCUUCAAUAAUCCAAUGUUUGAUCAAAAUAUCACAGAAGAGAGUGCGAAGGAAGAUUGA